Seminavis robusta is the source of this 2109-nucleotide messenger RNA. The record is from the annotation of a GenBank genome assembly. Lineage: Eukaryota; Bacillariophyta; Bacillariophyceae; Naviculales; Naviculaceae.
AUGGCGAAAGAGAAAUCAAAACGGAAGACGUCCAAUGGGCCGGGUGCUCUUCAUUCUCGCCAGAAUGAAUUCAAAGUCGGUGAUAGGGUCAGCUUGGAAGGGUUGCAGUCCGUGCGCUAUAAUGGACGGCAAGGGAAGAUUUUCUCUCUACCAAAACAUACAAGUGAUCCUGCAGAACGAUACGGAGUCCUGCUUGAUGGGUGUGACAAACCCAUCGCAAUCAAGCCUUGCAACAUCGUGGCUUCUCAAAUCGUCGCACAGCCUGGAUAUCGACGAGAUGGACGCAUGACAACGGAACAGCAACGCAAGGAACGUCAAGCAAUGGAAGAUGCGACCACUUUGACCCAGAAAGAAACCAUGAGCGCAGAUCAAAUGGAAAUGAUGCGACUGAUGACAACAAUGUUUCUCACCGAAGAACAUCAGAUCAAAGCUUUUGGAAGGAAAAUAGAACCAAUGCCCAACUUUUGGGAAGAAGUCAGGCAAGAACCCACAGGAGGGAUUCCAAAGUCCGUCGACAAGAAGUGGGCUAAUGAAUACCUACGUACAUCCUAUGAACAAAGCCACAGCUUGCCUCACUUUAUGGAAAUGUGCAUGAAGCUAGCCGAAUACGAACCAACCAUGAAAGACUUCCUGAAACGUCUUGGGACCAACGAUCCUAGAAAGGUGCAUUGGUUCUUCUCGCAAGAAAGAAGACCGGGUGAUAUUUUCCCACGCGGCAUGAACGUCUACCGGUACAGCUCCUUUAUCCGCCAUAGCUUCAGCAAUCAAGCUUACCGCAAAGAGGUACUGCAUCUCGGAACAACCCAUGUAGCUGUCGGAUUCGUAGACUUGGGCAUCCUCUUUGCUGCCACUCUCGAAGACAAACUGUCAGGAACCAGGGCGGGACCGCUACGUUUUCUUGGAAUAGAACUAUCCGUCUAUGCCGUGGCCAAGACUCUGGUGAUUUGGGAAAUGUUCCAGCAGACCCCCCCUUUGAAAACCAGAGAGGGUGACAAGCACUGCCGAGCAAUCUUGCAGGCGUGGUUUAGUGCGACUUGGAGCGGAGACACGGAGAAAGCAGUUCGGGCAGCCAUCGAAGCCAUCGUUGGCCGGUCGUCCAAGCAUUUCUCGUUGAAUCCAGAGGUGAAGGCCACGCUGAACCACUGGAGCGCUGCGUCCCGUAUGACUCUAGGCGAGGCUCGCCUACGGUGGUCCCGCAACACAUCAUGUGCCAGCUCUGGCAUCAGCGAGAUGCGACGAAGGGUUGAUCGGAUUGCCAUGGCCCAAUAUGAGCUCACCGGAGAUUUUGGAAUCGAGGAUGAUGGCGCCCUGGCAGGAAACAUUCUCAUGUUUGACUGCCAAGAUGGAUCUGCUCCCCAGGCUUCCAGUGAAACGAUCUUUUCAGCACUUGACUGGAAGGAGCUGGCGUUGCUCUUGUCGCCAAGUACAAACAUUCUUCAAGCAGCGGAAGAGUUUGCUCUGACUGGCAUUGCAAAGCUGGCAGGUUGGGCUCGGGAUGAACGUGUUACUGUGGACCUGCGCUUCGGCAAGGUUGAAGAUUUGGUCGAGGAGAUUGCAGCAGCAAAGCCAUGGACGAUGAGUUGGUCCAAUGUAUUGGACUAUAUCGACCAUCGCGACUUCCACCGUUUGGCUCGCAGCUGCUCCAGAUGUGGAGACACCAUUCAUUUUGGAUACUCCAUGAAUUGGGUUGUAGAUGUGUUUGGCGUAAACCUUAUUGAUUUUCUGGGUCCAGAGAAGGCAAAGGCUCGAGCGGACGUUAUGGAACUCGCAAAUAAGAACGUCGCAAUCUUCUACAAAUCUCUUGGCUGGGUCAAGUAUCUGCGACUUCCGCCACCUUGCAAUCCAAUCAACACCACAUCGAACUACGCCCUUGAGCUCCUCCACCACAGAGCCUGGGCUGACUACUUUUUUAACAUUGCACGGCGCGAUGGGCCCUGCAACGUGGCCAGUGUGGAACGAGCUGUGGGCUCACCACUAUCGCACACCGGUGGAAGCACGGUUGCAUUCACGUGGACGUACGACCCCGAAAUUUCUUUCAAUGCCAAAGACGGCACCACGUUGAAUCAAGAGCACUUGCUUCCUGUUGUCGAUGGUCCCAACUCGCCCUGA